AUAUAUAUUUUUUAUAAUACUGUUUAAACGUUGAAGACAUCAACAGUUUAAUUACAUAGUUAUGGAAUUUUUCUUCUUCCUCCUCUUGUAAUAAAUAAUUAAAUUUUUGGAAUAGUUGAAUAGCUCUGUCUCUUCUUCUGGAGUCUGGACCCAACCCAUCAUUCCAGAAAUGACCGGCGAAAGUCAAGAACCUCUCUGAGCUCUCUACUCACUACUAUACUCUCUCAUCUCUCUCUCUCUCUGCGUGUAGGUUACAAGACAAUUGACACCAAGACUAAAGCUGUGUUGUUGGUUCAGUUCUCUUCUCUUUUCCAAUGUUGUCAUCAGCAAAGCAUCAGAGGAACCAUAGAGUCUCUGCUACAAACAAGAACAAGACUCUCAACAAGGUUUCUUCCAUUUCAUCCUCAUCACCAUCCUCUUCAUCAUCAUCAUCAUCAUCUCCUUUACCCUCACAAGAUUCCCAACCCCAGAAGAGAUCUCUAGUCACCAUGGAAGAAGUUUGGAAAGACAUCAACCUUGCUUCCAUCCACCACAUAAACCGUCACAGCCAACAUCCACAACACAGCCAUGAGCCACGGUUCAGGAGUCCCAACCACCAGAACCAAAACCCUAACUCAAUCUUCCAAGAUUUUCUCAACGGACCUUUGAACCAAGAGCCAGCACCCACAAGCCUGACCAUGGGUUCUGCUUCUAAUGGCGAUUCCACCACUGUCACUGCUCUCUGCAGCUCUCCGUUCCCACCUCCUGCAACUCUUCUGAGCUUGAAUUCCGGCGCUGGCUUCGAGUUUCUCGAUAACCAAGAUCCUCUUGUUACCCCAAACUCUAAUCUUCAUAGUCACCAUCACCUCUCAACCGUUCCUUCCUUCAACACCCCUUUCGAGGAUCUGGUUACAUCCACUUGUUUUGGUAGGAAAAGAGGCCAAGAGUCCAAUGAAGGUACAGGGAAUAGAAGACAUAAGCGUAUGAUCAAGAACAGAGAAUCUGCCGCUCGCUCCCGAGCUAGGAAACAGGCUUAUACAAAUGAGUUAGAACUUGAAGUUGCUCACCUGCAGGCAGAAAAUGCAAGACUCAAGAGACAACAAGAUCAGUUAAGAAUGGCUGCAGCAAUUCAGCAGCCCAAAAAGAACACACUUCAACGGUCUUCCACAGCUCCAUUUUGAGAAAUCUACAAGUCCUUAUUGAGCUAGUCAUAUGAAGAAAUGAAAAAAUGGAAAUGUUUGUACCUUUUUUUGUUAGCUAUAAGUAUAACUAAGCUAAAUUUGUAGAACUAAGAUAUUGUAGGGGAAAGAAAGAUGGUGUAAAAAAACAACCCUGAAAGAGAAAAGGAUCUUUCAGAAGGCACAGGAACAUCUGUCCUGGGGCCUCUCUUCAUGUUCUGUCGUUAUUACUCAACCCUUUUUCACUUCGGUACUAACUUCUACUUGUAUUCUUGUAGUAAUGUUCUACUUCCUCUUCUAAUACUAGUAAGAACAAAAAAAACAUAUGUUUUACUGUUUAACCAAUUUGGUUCUCAAUAGAAACCAUUGUUUCAAUGACCAAUAGACAAAACAGUGCUCCAUUUAAAUGAUGACAAUAGCAGAGAAAAGUGAGAAGGGGACCUGUCACUUAACAUUUAAUUUUCUCCUUGUACAUUAUAGCAAAAAUAUCCAUUCGUUUGCCUGGCUACCAUACAAGCCAACAACUUGCACUAUGAAAUUGAAAUCUCCAAGCCAAUGGGAAUUAAGUCACCCACUUUUUUGGUUGGUCAAGAGAGAACAUGAUAAGGUUUUUAUUCAGUCUAGUCACUCGCCACGCUUAAUUUAUUCAUUUAGCUUUUGCUAUAUCUGGUCACCAUCAAAAACACUAGGUGUGUGUUCGUGUUCAUUUGGUCUAUCAGGAAAAUAGUUGUAUCCUCUUUUGGUCCAAUCUCGGUAACCUGACAGUGAUAAGUCUUAUUGAUCCACUUUUGGUUGUUGAUAUUUGAUUGUGUAUUCUUUUAAGCAACCAAAAGUAGACA
Molecule: messenger RNA, 1996 nt
Organism: Capsella rubella
Lineage: Eukaryota; Viridiplantae; Streptophyta; Magnoliopsida; Brassicales; Brassicaceae
Product: protein FD
Exons: 3
Coding region: 315-1160 (281 amino acids)
Biological process (GO): positive regulation of DNA-templated transcription
Cellular component (GO): nucleus
Molecular function (GO): DNA-binding transcription factor activity
Source: RefSeq, a predicted model, not a curated record